This is a messenger RNA of Dreissena polymorpha, 888 nucleotides long. Its product is annotated as rhodopsin-like. The coding region runs from base 1 to 888 and encodes 295 amino acids. Gene Ontology annotation, molecular function: G protein-coupled receptor activity. The record is from RefSeq and is a predicted model, not a curated record. The transcript has 4 exons. Gene Ontology annotation, cellular component: membrane. Gene Ontology annotation, biological process: G protein-coupled receptor signaling pathway. Lineage: Eukaryota; Metazoa; Mollusca; Bivalvia; Myida; Dreissenidae.
AUGACUGAGCUCCAUACGAACUUCACGGUGUACGACUACGACCAUGAACCAUCAACCACCAAUGCUUCUCUCGACAUCAACGGAAACCCAGAAGAGUUUCAAGAAUUCCAUGCCGCUGUCUACAUUCUCUACGGGGUUUACGUCCUGAUCGUAUUCUUGAUGGGUAUCUCUCAGAAUACCGUGACCGUAGUGGUGUUCGUACGUGAGAAGCGUCUUCACAUGAUGCACAACUUCUUCAUAAUCGGUCUUGCAGUCAGCGACACGGGUAUGUGCCUCUGCGGCCAUUGGAUGAUCGUGGUGUCCUCAUUCUCAUAUCGUUGGAUUUUCAGACGAGCAGGUUGUGUCUUCUACGGCAUGCUCACGACGAUGUUCGGGAUCACUCAGAUCUCGCUGUUGGCCGCCAUCGCGUUCGACCGCUUCCUGAUCAUCGUCAAACCACGUGGCUUCAAGAUGACAAACCGCCACGCCAAGGUUCUCGUCGUCUGCUGCUAUCUAUACGGUUUCAUGUGGGCACUUUUUCCCGUUGCGAAAGGAAAGACUGAGGAACAGCUGUUUGCGGCAAAGCCACAAGAAUCGACAACGAAAAGAACGAAAGAUGGCGGUUACAGUGCUUUUGAUGAUAGGUGCCUUCCUGCUAAGCUGGACUCCCUACUCCGUUGCAACCUUAGUGGUGGCGUUCGGCAGGGUGGAAAACGUCCCCGCCCUUGUUUCCAUGCUACCAGCCUUAAUUGCAAAGACCUCAAUCAUUUGGAACCCAAUCAUUUAUGUCGCCCGGCACAGCUUAUUCCGAAAGGCGCUCUUCGAGCAGGUGCCCUGUUUGCAUUUCUUCAAGCGAUACACCUUAAUUUCUUUGACCACCCGCUCCUCGUCUCAAAACACUUCGACUGA